Phoenix dactylifera (date palm) is the source of this 1857-nucleotide messenger RNA. The record is from RefSeq and is a predicted model, not a curated record. NCBI's taxonomy places the organism in Eukaryota, Viridiplantae, Streptophyta, Magnoliopsida, Arecales, Arecaceae.
UAACCACCCAACGAAACGAGUACCCAGAGAAGGAGAGCACAGAAGAUAAAGAAGAUACUAGAAUGGCUUCCGCCUCCCUUACCUUCUCCUCUCCCACCAUCCCUUGCCGUUCUCACCCUCUUAUCGCUACCACCCUCCGCCACCCGAUCCCCGCCCGUAUCGCCGCCUCCAUAUCGGAAAAUCCCGUUACAGCAAAACCCUCCUCCACCUCCUCCUCGUCGAAACUCCCGAUACGAAAAAUCCCCGGCGACUACGGGCUCCCCUUCUUCGGCCCGAUCUGCGACCGGCUCAACUACUUCUAUUUCGAGGGGCCCGACGAGUUCUUCAAGUCCCGGAUCCGGCGGCACCGGUCAACGGUGUUCCGGGUCAACAUGCCUCCCGGCCCUUUCCUUGCCCCCGACCCCAGCGUCGUCGCCCUUCUCGACGCCGCCAGCUUCCCCGUCCUCUUCGACACCUCCCUCGUCGAGAAGCGCGACCUCUUCACCGGCACCUUCAUGCCCUCCACCGACUUCACCGGCGGCUUCCGCAUCCUUUCCUACCUCGAUCCCUCCGAGCCCAACCACGCCCCCCUCAAAAAGCUACUCUUUUUCCUCCUCUCCUCCCGCCGCCACUCCAUCAUCCCCGAGUUCCGCCGCACCUUCGGCUCCCUCUUCGAUACCCUCGAAACGGAGCUCGCCGAGAAGGGGAAGGCUGACUUUAACGAAGCCAACGACCGCGCCGCUUUCGAUUUCCUCGCAAGAUCGCUCCUUGGCAAGGAUCCCGUCGAGACCAAGCUCGGCCUCGACGGCCCCAAAUUGAUCACCAAAUGGCUCGUCUUCCAGCUCGGUCCCCUGUUGACUUUAGGCCUCCCCAACUACUUAGAGGACUUCCUACUCCACUCCUUCCGCCUCCCGCCGGCGCUGGUCCGCGACGACUACAACCGGCUCGCCGAUUUCUUCCGAGAAUCCGCCGGCCCGGCGCUGGACGAGGCGGAGCGGCUGGGGAUCUCGAGAGAAGAGGCGGUCCACAACAUCCUGUUCGCCACAUGCUUCAACGCCUUCGGCGGGAUGAGAUUUCUGUUCCCGAGCUUCAUCAAGUGGGUGGGGCGCGCUGGAGCGCGGCUCCACGGCCGGCUCGCGCAGGAGAUCCGGUCGGCGGUGAGGGCCAACGGCGGCGAGGUGAGCAUGCGAGCCAUGGAGGCGAUGCCGCUGAUGAAGUCGGUGGUGUACGAGACGCUCCGGAUCGAGCCCCCCGUGCCGUUCCAGUACGGGCGGGCGAAGCGGGACAUGGUGUUGGAGACCCACGACGCCCGGUUCGAGGUGCGGGCCGGGGAGAUGCUCUUCGGGUACCAGCCCUUCGCGACCAAGGACCCGAGGGUGUUCGACCGUGCGGAGGAGUUCGUGGCGGAGCGCUUCGUCGGGGAGGCUGGGGAGGCCAUGCUCCGCCACGUGCUAUGGUCGAACGGGCCGGAGACGGCGGUGCCGACGACGGAGAACAAGCAGUGCGCCGGCAAGGACUUCGUGGUGCUGGUGGCGCGGAUGCUGAUGGUGGAGCUCUUCCUCCGCUACGACUCCUUCGAGAUCGAGUUGGGCUCGUCGGUGAAGUUGACGUCGUUGAAAAGAGCCACCUUUUGAGUGGGCGGCGCGAGUUGCUGGUCCAUUUGAUGUGGCUACGGGGUGUUUCUGGGAAAAUAGAGUGGACGGGGUAAAAUUAAAAUAUUGGCGUGUCCCGCCGCGCGAGAAGGACAUGGAAGAAGGCACUGCGAUGCCGCAUGGUUUCCAAAAUGGAUCAUGGCGUUGUUUAGGAAAGUUGUUAGUAGUAAAAUUGUUAGAAGUAGAGUUAUUAGAAGUAGAGCUGUUUGAAGCAAAGGAUUUAUAA